Closterium sp. Naga37s-1 is the source of this 2937-nucleotide messenger RNA. Lineage: Eukaryota; Viridiplantae; Streptophyta; Zygnematophyceae; Desmidiales; Closteriaceae. The record is from the annotation of a GenBank genome assembly.
AUGUCGCGCCGCGUGGUCGCGGCUUCCGCCAGCGGCGACAGCCGGAGUCGAAGCCCGAGCGCUCGCAGCAGCGCUCAAGGCGUACAGAGCGCGCAGGGCGCGCAAAGCGCUCAGAGCGGUCCCCCUGCCGCGGGAACUCCGCUGCUCGGCGGCCUGGGGCGGAACGGCGAGCGCGCGGAGGUUUAUCCGCGUGCGGCUUUUGUGGGCGAGUGUGCGGAACGGCAAGUUCCGCAAGAGCAGACGGAGAUGGAAGAGGUGCUUGGCGCGGGGGGCGGCGGGCGGAACGGCGGAACUCCCUCCGAGACGCUUGCGCGGAUCACGGCGCUGUACGGGGCGAGGCAGCUUGCGACGGACGCGCCGCGGCUGCUACAAUCAACGUCUGCUCACGGAGACGAAAUCGCGACGGCAGCAGCUGCGGAGGAGGCGGAAGUCCGCGGACGGUUCGGCGAGGAGGGCGCCGAGGGCGCGGAGGGCGCGGAGGGCGCGGAAAGCGGAACGUACGAGGGCCUGCUGGAAGCGGUGAUUCGCGCGCGACCGGCGCCGGCGGAAGCGCAGGAAGGAGGCGGAAGCGGUGCUACUAUUACGCGCGGCGGAGCGGCGGAGAAGGGAGGGAUUAGGUUGGCGGAGAUCGCGCCGUGGGGAAACUCCGCGUCGACGGAAGCAUCUUUAGCGGAGCUUGAGGCGUCAAUAUCCGCGCUACAAGCAUCCCUGCUACUACAGCAACAGCAACACCAGCCGCAGCGGAAGGAACAACCGGCGCAGCCGCAGCAAGAGGGACAAAAGCGGGAGGACGGGGCGAGCGGAGAAUGGUAUUCCGCGCAAGUUGACAGCAAGGGGAACGACAGGGCGGAACAAUUCGGCGAAACCCUAGACUCGGAGAGGAAAACCUCGCUUGUCGGGGGAACCAAUUCGCAAAACGGAAAGUCCCGUUUGAGUUCCCAGUUCCCAGUUCCCAACUCGCAAUCAGAAGGCGGAAAUUUCGACCCCCAGUUCGAAUCAGUCACCUUGAGAACAUUCGCCGCCUGGUCGGACGUGCAUUGCGGCGCUUUCGCCGGCGGCGGCGCGCGCGGAAAUGCGGCGGCGGAAACUGCGCAACCCGCGGAAACGGCAGUCGCUGCGCGGCCGCUGCGGCUGCUCUCCGCGGUGGACCCGAAUCAAGAGGCAAUGGUCGCGCUCGCCGCUUCCGCGCCCCCCCCAGUCGAUGACAAUGUGCGCGGAGAUGUGGCGGAAGCCGCGCGUCCUUUCCGCAGCCGCCUGCUCUCCGCGGUGGACCCGAAUCAAGAGGCAAUGGUCGCGCUCGCCGCUUCCGCAUCCCCCCCAGGCGCGCCCCUCGCCAUUCCGCUGCUGCAGCCCAACCCCUUCCCCGCGAGCUUCGGCGCCGCCAGCGCCGCGCUGCGCGCGCGGAAAAGCGGCAGCGAAUCCGCGGCGCGCGCGGCUGCUGACACCUCCGCGGCGGCGGAUCCGCACAGUCGGAGCUUCGCCCGCGCCCGCAGCAGUGGCGGCGGCGCCCGCAGCAGCGGCGGCGGGAGCGGCGGCGGCAGCAGCGGGACGAGCGGCGGCGGAGGGGGGCGAGCAUUCAUUAUUCCCGCGAGCCUAUCAACCACCUUCUCCCCCUCCUUCUCCUCCCCCUCCGCUGCAGCCUCAUCGCUCUCCCCGUCGUCCACUGCAGUUCUCGGUGCUCUUCCCGCCCUCCAACCCUCCAAUCAGAGUCCUGGAUGUGCCAGCACCGCUCUUCCCUCUCCACACCUGCUCCCAACGUUCACGUUGCAGCGCCCAAGCCGCCCUUCCGCCCAAGUGCAGCGUUCAGAAGGAUGCACGGUGUGUGGGGCACAAGGGGUUGAUGUGAAGGUGGCAAUGGGGACAAUGGGACUUGCCUGCUUCACCUGCCUGGCAUUCACCAAACCUGCCUUUGCCGAGCCUGACUCAGCCGAGGGGGUCCCCGCCGAGGCUGUCUUUGCCGAGGCUAUCUCUGCCGUGGCUAUCGCGGACCCCAGUCUCCGGACCUCCUUGGCAGACUCGGCGGCUGCCGAACCUCAACCCAACAAGCAGGUUCAACAGAAGGAGCUGGAAAAAUUGGGGAUUUUGGAAAGGGAGAUGUUGCCCCUGCCCUGGGAACAAGGGUUGGAACAGCAACUGCUUUUCCUGCAGCAGCAGCAGCAGCAACAGCAGCAACAGCAGCAGCAACAGCAGCAACAGCAGCAGCUUCAGCAGACAAGCAGCGGAGACCUUGCUGCGGUUGUUGCUGCUGCUGUUGCUUCAGGCACCGUCGCAAGCACCCCCAGAACAGGCAGCAACACUCUCGGCUGCGGCAGCAGCUUCAGCCGCAGCACUACCGUCAGCAGCAGCAGGAGGAGAGGCGACCUUCCCCAGAUGCACCUGGAUUCGUUUCUAGGUGCCACCUGCAACACAAGCACCACUGGGAACAGUUAUGGAUUCACAGCUGCUAGCAGUAACCUCCUUGCUGCUGCUAUUCCUGUUCCCGCUGCUGCUACUGCUGCAGUGGGGGUGAAAGGAACAGCAGAAGCAGCAGGAGUAGCAGCAGCAGGAGCAUUAGCAGGAGCAGCAGGAGGAGCAGGGGAGGAAAGUGGCCGAGAUAUACAAGGCAUGAUCGAAGCAAGCAUCCGAGCCAACGAAUUUGCUUUGGAGCGGAUGGCUGGGGAGAAGAGGUUCGGUGGGUGGCUUGGGCGGGGCAGGGGCUGCAGCGGUGGCAGCACUGUGUGCAGCAGCAGCGGCAUUGGCAGACCCAUCCUUGGUGCUUCAGCUGCUGCUGGCUCUGCAGCUCCUGCUGCUCCAAUUUCUCCUGCUGAUGCUCUUGUUUCUGCUUCUGGCGGUGCGUCUCGUGGUGCUGGUGUUGCCGCAGCGGGUAAAGCCCGUGGGCUGUCGGACCGGCCUGCAUGGCAGGUGAAGCGGGGCCGAAGAUUGCAGUUCCGCACCUAA